UACGCACCAGAGAGAGGAGACGGAGGGGUUGGUCAUCAAUGGAUGCAAAUGGUCUAAGAACCAUGAACGCGAUAAACCCUCUUCAUUUCUCUAUCAAUUUGAGAUCAAAAGCUUCUCUCUUUCGCCCUCUCUACUUUUCCCAACUCAAGAACAAGAUUGUUCCCUCUUCCCUCUCCUCCUCUUCACGCUUCUCUCCUAUUUGCUCUCUAUCUGGAAGUGCUAGUACCAUCGCUCUUCCAAAUGGGGUGGGUGAGGGGCUCAGCCAAAGCUCGCAAAAUAAGCUUCUUCAAGUUGUAUUGGUAUCUCCGCAGAUUCCUGGAAAUACGGGUUGCAUUGCCAGAACAUGUGCAGCAUCAGCUGUUGGGUUACACCUUGUUAGGCCUUUAGGUUUUCAAGUUGAUGACACGAAACUAAAGCGGGCUGGAUUAGAUUACUGGCCAUAUGUAGUUGUCAAAGUGCAUAAUUCUUGGGCAGAAUUUCAAGACUAUUUCAGGCAACAGGAAGGGGAGAAGAGAUUGCUGGCAUUUACUAAAAGAGGAACGAAAAUUCAUUCCGAUUUUUCAUACCGGAAAGGCGAUUAUCUGAUAUUUGGAUCAGAAACUUGUGGUCUGCCACCCGAAGCAUUGAUAGACUGCGAAAGUGGGGCAUUUGGGGGAGGUAUGAUUCGCAUUCCGAUGGUUGAAACAUAUGUGAGAUGUCUGAAUCUUUCUGUCAGUGUUGGCAUUGCCUUAUAUGAAGCAUCGAGACAACUAAACUAUGAGCAGCUUCAAUUCCAAUCCGGAACUUGUAUUGGCAGUGAAGAACAAUCACUAAUUACUGAGGAUAUUUUUGCAUAAUUUGAUGGGUGUUUCCGAUAUUGAGUUCUGUUUAUUUGACUUACACAUAUAGAGCAUGGAUUGAGGGAUUGUUGGGUUCUAUUCUUUGUAUGAACUGUAUGGAAUUUCUACAAUGUAUUACAAUAUCUAUGGAUUGUUGCAAGGAUUUAGCAUCUUCUUCUA
Molecule: messenger RNA, 998 nt
Organism: Tripterygium wilfordii
Lineage: Eukaryota; Viridiplantae; Streptophyta; Magnoliopsida; Celastrales; Celastraceae
Product: putative tRNA (cytidine(34)-2'-O)-methyltransferase
Exons: 7
Coding region: 39-836 (265 amino acids)
Biological process (GO): wobble position cytosine ribose methylation; wobble position uridine ribose methylation
Molecular function (GO): RNA methyltransferase activity; RNA binding
Source: RefSeq, a predicted model, not a curated record